AACUUUCCAUGCGUCAGUGGACCACAUCGAUCUCGGCGCCAACCAAAGACUGACAGAUAAAUUAUAGGACUCGUUGCAGAUACAUUGGCGCAAACGUACAAAUUACCUCUCUCGACACACCCAGAUGGGCCACUUACGAUGCAUGAAAUCUCGUUAUUCGAUGAGGCAACUGAGACAGUUUCAUUCUCAGCCGACUUUACACAAGCGUUCAUGCAAUAUGUGCAGCCGCGCUGUCAGCUGAUGGUCGAAUCAUGGGACACCGUAUGGCCUAUGACGCAGCCGUCGACCAAAGGGUCUCCCAAAGUCUCGUCGAUCUGUAUGUCGUCAACGCGAUCAAGACAGAUGCCGCGUGGUACGUAGAACAUGGCGUGUUUACGCACAAGGCCAUCGUGCAUAUGGAGGAUGCAGCUUUGUCGGCAGCUUUGCCUCGCCUAGAUGAGUUGCUCGCUGGGAUGGAGGUUGAGCCAUAUGUGUCGUCGCCCAUCAUAUCGGAUAAGUGCUGGGAGGAAUUUCGCAAGACGUUGCCUGUCUACAGCUCCCCUCAUGCUGAGGUGCCAGUACAGCCUACCUUGAUUUUGGAGCAAGCUCGACUUUGAAGCUCUGGGUCGCUAUCAUUAGCCUUGCACAAAAAUAUGAUGCUCGUAAUUAGUUAAAUAUCUGGGAAACGCCAAUGGCAUGCUCUACGUAAUGCUAUCCGGGCCUAAGAUAGAUACUCGUCCCAUGAAUAUAUUCGCCGGAGUGUUUGCGGAAGU
Messenger RNA from Suillus bovinus, 752 nucleotides. RefSeq lists its product as uncharacterized. The transcript has a single exon. Lineage: Eukaryota; Fungi; Basidiomycota; Agaricomycetes; Boletales; Suillaceae. The record is from RefSeq and is a predicted model, not a curated record. Bases 252 to 596 code for a protein of 114 amino acids.